AUGUUUGACUAUAUCACCAAAGUUAUCCCAUGUGGUAUUGCUGCUGCUAUGGAGAUAUCCUGUGCCAAUGCCUCACUGGUUCUCAUCACAUUAUCCUUUUACACGGUGAUAAAGUCAAGUACACCUGUUUGGGUGCUUCUCUUUUCAUUUAUGUUUGGGUUUGAGAAGCCAACGCUGAAUCUGAUUGCGGUGAUUUCUCUCAUUGUGGUGGGUGUGUCUUUGACAGUGGAUGGAGAGUCUCAUUACAAUACACAUGGAUUCAUGCUGGUGCUUGUAGCUGCUAUUGCAUCAGGACUACGAUGGAACCUGACCCAGUUCUUGAUGAAGAAAAACGAUAAGCAACAACAACAGAGUCCACUGGCCACCAUGUAUCAUCUGAGCCCCAUCAUGUUUAUCACCAUGCUAUCACUCAGUUUGUACAUCGAAAGACCUUUUCAGCAUCACCAACAUGCAUCGAGUUAUCUGGAUUUCGCAUUCAAGGCGUUGGUUUCUCUAUCCAUUAUGGCUGUUGGCGGCAUCUUAGCUUUUAUGAUGACUUUGUCCGAAUUGUAUUUGAUUAAAGGGACAAGUACAGUGACAUUGAGUGUGGCAGGCAUCAGCAAAGAGAUACUAGUGAUUACACUGUCUGUUUUCAUCUAUGGAGACAUUUUGACAACAAAGACAUAUCUAGGGUUGUUCAUUUCAAUUCUAGGCAUAGCAGGCUACAAUUACUACAAGUACUCGAAUAACAAGGUUCAUGAUCGUCUUAGUAAACCCAUCGAAAAGACAGAAUAG
Molecule: messenger RNA, 774 nt
Organism: Mucor velutinosus
Lineage: Eukaryota; Fungi; Mucoromycota; Mucoromycetes; Mucorales; Mucoraceae
Exons: 4
Coding region: 1-774 (257 amino acids)
Biological process (GO): UDP-glucose transmembrane transport
Cellular component (GO): endoplasmic reticulum-Golgi intermediate compartment; cis-Golgi network; Golgi apparatus
Molecular function (GO): antiporter activity
Source: RefSeq, a predicted model, not a curated record